AAAGGCCACUGAUCGCACAUUACAUCACAGUUGUGGCCGCAGACUCUGAUCACACCGGGGGAACCUGGCUCCUCACACUAAAGCGCACAGGCGGGACACUUUCUGAACUCUCUCCUCGUCACCAGACGCCACCAUGUUGCCUUUCAAGAGAACUUUCGAGGGCGAGAAGCAGCAGCUGCAGCAGCUCAACAGCAGACUGGCUCAGUAUCUGUGCAGGACCAAGCAGCUGGAGCAGGACAACGCGCAUCUGGUGAGCGAGAUCAACAAACUCAGGCAGACGAAGACUGCGGGAUGGGAGCCGAGGUACAAGGCCGAGAUGCGGGACCUGAGGGGGAUGUUGGGGCAGCUGUCGAUGGAGAAGUCCCAGGCGGAGAUGGAGCGGGAGAAGCUGUGGAGGGAGCUGCAGAGUGUCCAGGGUCUGUGCAGCGAGCAGACCGAGGUGUGCCGGGACAUCAGCGGGGAGCUGCACGGCUGCGAGAAGGAGCUCCACCUCGCCCACCAGACCAACAGUGGCCUCCAGCAGCGGCUCUUCCAGCUGGAGAGCCAGUGUAAAAGCAUGGAGGAAGCGCACAGGCAGGACAAGGAGCGUCUCCAGCGUCAGGUGGACUCCCGGGUGGUGCCCAUCAUCACGCAAACUUACCGCGGGCCUCCGGUGGCGUCCGUGGAGGAGGUGCAGGAGUACGCGCGGGGUCUGUCCGAGGGCUGGAUGGAGACGUUUGACAUGUACCAGCAGAAGGUGGAGGAGAUGGAGCAGUCGAUCAGAGCGGACCAGGCGAGGCUGGGCGACCUGCAGAGGGAGAAGAUGCUGUACGCGUCAGAGUUGGACAAAUUACGCACGGAGGCGGAGAAAAAGGGCCACGCUCAGCUGCGUCUGGAGGAGCAACUGAUGCACAUGCAGGAAAAAUUCCAUGUGGACUCCGGUGAAUAUCAGAUGAUUAUAGAGCAGCUGGAGCACGACAGAAACGCGAUGGCCAACACCAUAGAAACAAAGAUGCGAGAACAUCAGCACCUUCUCCAGGUGAAGAUGGAUCUGGGCAUGGAGGUGGCUGCCUACAGGGCUCUCCUGGAAGGUGACAGAGUGGGUCUGCAGGAUGCUCAUCCGAGGGUGAAUCAGCAUCAGAGAGAAAGAAUAAUAAAUAUCAAGAUGCCUGCUCAUCCCUACAAACCAAGAGCUUCCAUCCUAACAACCAGACCACACACGGAUAUCAGGUACAGGCCACAGACGUCAAGCCUGAGCAGAUCCCCCGUGCGUCCCUCUGGGUCCAUAAGUCCCUCUAGAGUCAUUCCUAUUUCAGUUGCAAGCAGAGAUCGUUAUCAAAGUCCUGAAUCCAGAAGGGACAUGAUCUCAUUCAGCAAAGCUCAGGCUGCCGCUUCUGCCACUGCCACUGCCACCACCACUGCUGCCAAAGAUGAACAAACAAGCAAGAGGGAAAACCCCAUGAGUCACAGUGUGCAAAAACCAACAGCAGAGGAGAAAACUGUGAAAAUCAAACAAGUCUCUUCAAUGGAAAACGAAAGCAGUCCCAUCAAGUCUUCUACUCCUGAGACCAAAUCAGUGAGAGUCGUGUCCCCGCCAAUGAUGAUGCUGAGCACGAAAACUGAACCAGAAAACAAAAAGCAACUUUUGGAUGAAGAGGAGAUGGAUUCUGUUUAUGACAGCGAGUUCGAAGACAAAGGGAGAAGAGAGUAUAAGGUAAGCCCAAGUGAGAAGAAGAUAUUAGACUCUGUGUCUGUAGAGGAGAUCAUUGAGAAAGUGAUUAGACCAGCUGGUUUGGAAGCUAAGGUUUGCUCUUCGGGAGAAUCCAAGAUCAGAUAUCAUGUUGAGAAAACCGAGCAGGAGGAUGGCACGUUUAAAACACAGAUUGUGCUGGAGUCCAAAGUGGAGGAAGAGCUGGAUUUUUCUGAAGACCUUGACCUGGAGGAACUUAUGAGCCAAGGCAUGAAGAAGGUGUCACUGGAGGACAUUGAGGACACGGCAACAGGAAGCAUGAUCAAGAAUCUUUUAAGUGGCCUGCAGGGAGCAGAGAACCUGCGAAAUAAGUCUGUCAAGGUGGAAAUCAUUGAGGAACCGGUGGACUCUUACAGUGAUGAGGAGCUGGAGGUUGAAGAGAAGUCCAGAUCCACUUUUUAUGCCCCCUCCUCAACAUAUUUCCAAAUUGAGGAGCUAGAAAACAUCCCUGAUGACGUACACGGACGAGAGGGUGAUGAUGAUGAUGCCAUGAAAUCCUCCGAGGCAGACACAGAUCAGUCCAAGGGCGGAUCUGUUCAUGUUCAACAGGUCUCUAGACAUAGUGAAUCUUCAUACUUCUCCCACGACCAAGAGCCUCAUGAGUAUUUUGUCUCCACACCAGAUGAUAACCUUUCUGAAACCGAGGAUGGUGGUGGCAUGUCCUCUUAUGGCCACUAUGGCAUUGUCGAUGACCUGUCAGAUGAGAGGUACUACCAAGAUGAAAGUCUUCCACGGAAAAGAGUGAUUGUAGAGGAAGGUGAUGAAUACAAGUUCAUGUCAGACGAUCACGACUUUGUCAAAGAGAGUUUCCCAGAGUGCAUCAUUGAAGAAGAGGUUUGUGUUUCCCCUGUAGUGCAGGAGUCAGUGCUGGAGUUCCUAAGAGAGGACUCUUUGGAGCCCAAGGACCAGCUGAAGGGAGCUCUAGAGCAGCUGCAAGGCUCCGUUUCUGGUCCUCUGAGGGAGGAGUUGGCUUUCCUCACUAAAUUGAGUAAAGAGAGUCCACAGAAUGUGGCUGUCAAAAGAGUGCAGCAGUCAAGUGACAAUGGAACCAUGACUAUAGUUGCCGAGCUAAAUGUUUCUCAAACUCUGGAAGACUCUGGGCUGCUGGAGGAAGGAGAUGAUCUGUCUGAGGAGCAGAUCAUGGCAGCAUUCAGAUCGUCCAACCUUGGGUUUGAGGGUGGUGCUGGAGGAGGGUACAGCUUCAGAAUUUCCAAAGAAGAGGAUGUUGCUUAUGACGAAGAGUUUGAUGUCUUUGCAAACCAAGGAGAAUCUGUGUCUGAAAUCACUGAGAAACACAUCAAACUAGAGCCAUCAGAGAAAUCCUCCAUCUUCCAGAUGGACAUACAAGACAGCCGUUCUGAGGCAUCUUCAGAGCGAGAGCUGCAGUCUCAAACCACAGAGAAACCACUGGAGUUUUCUCAAGAGAAAAGAGUUGCAACAAUAUACCUUGAAAGCCAAGAUGAUUAAAAGAGACUUUGGUCAGAAAUAUUUUAAAUUCAGUACCUGCCAGUCGUAUCAAGUGUCGAAGUGCAGAUACAGAGAGAUCAAAGGGCAUAAAUGCUGAUAGCAAACAUUGUAAUGAUGCUAUAAUUUGUUGCAGUAAAACAUUUUAUAUCUAAUUCCUUUUGGUACACUGUUUUACUGUGCCGACUUAAAAGAGUGUUUUACCUAAAACUUAACUGCAUACAUAGACAUAUUAUGCUUAUAUUUACGUUUAUAGUUUUAAUUUAGGGUAUUUGAAAAGGUUUGCAUGCUCAAAAACACAUCCUUUGCUCAUACUGUCCAUUGCUGCAGCACUUCUUAUCAGCCUCUGUCUGAAACGCUUGGUCUUAGCUCCUGUCUCUUAACAUAACGAUAAAGCCCACUCGCUCUGAUUGGCCAGCUGACCCAAUCUGUUGUGAUUGGUCAACCGCUUCCAGCAUGUGUAGGAUAUGUUGGCAUCCAAUCUUGUUGUACCGGGCUUCGUUAGGGGGCGUGCCAGACUAGACGCUAGGCGUACAUUAUGCAAAUGUUGGCUAUUAUGAUGUCAUGUGACAUCAUGAUGGUGUGGAAGUGUGGACUUUGGGCUUUUUAGCUUUGCAGAACUUUUACAGACACAGAAACUCUACUCGAAAACACUCUAGAGGAAAGAGAAAAACAUGUCUUCUUUAAAAUGACCAGAUUAAAACAUAUUUUUAUGGUAUAUGUUUUUGCAGAAGUAUAAUUAAAAUUAUGCCAGCUUAAGUUGGGAUUGUAACAUUGUAGCAAUGUUUAGGGUCAGUUAUACUGAGGGAGGGUUGCGCUAGUGUGUUUUAUUCUUUUUAUAGCUUGUAGUUUAUUUUCAAACUGUUUUGUUUAUUCUCUCUAGAUUUCUCUAUUUUUGUACUAACCUGUACUGCACAGCUUCAACAGACAGUUUACAGCACAUCAUCAACCCAACUGUCACAUCGUGGUCGUGUCAGCCAUGAUGUGAUAGUUGUGAGGUGCUGGGCACCCUACGCAGGCCUUUUUAUUUUUCUCUGGCACUGCUAAUGGAAUGAUGUUGGUGUGUACUGCAUCCUGGAACACAAUGGUUUAUUUUAAGUUGUUAGGAGUGUGAACAGAUUUAUAGUUAAACUCGUGGCUGGUGGUGUGAGGGGAGUGAAGAAAUAGAUGGUAAUUUGAUUCAUGAUAUAUUGCAAGUUUUGAAUUCUGAGGUAAAGGUGUAGUUCAAGUAAUGUGGAACUUAAGUGUUGUUUAAGUAACUCACAAAGUAAGGUAUGGUCAGAUGAUUGAACUAGAAUAUUAGCACAUUACACAUUCAAAAAAAUAACUGCACAUUUCAUUACCUAAUAACGAAAUGCAGGUUACAUAAUCAAUGUAAACAAUGUAAUCUCUAAUGUGAAUAUUUAGUUCCAAUAUUGUGAUUUGUGAGUUGGUAAAUAGAAAUGGUGGAUCACACCAUUUAAAGUAAGCAAAGAGUAAGGUGAAAGAAUGAAAGGAAGCGGCAGAACUUAAUGAUUCAAGGAUGCAGCAAGUGUUGUGAAAGAAAAUAUGAUCACAUUGAGUUUUAAUGUCAUGUCCAAUUUUAAUUUCGUGUUUCAACGCCGAUUGCUUGUCCACAUGUGUUUGUUAUCACAACGUUGGCUUGAGGGAUUCACCUUUACUCUGACAUAGCAGUGUGUUCAUGAUGCUCACUAUUUUUGGAUGGACAGCUUAGUGGCACCGAGCGUUCUCUGGGGUUUGUUGUGUUGUGUUCUUGUUGCAGAGGCAGAAACGUCUGUUUAUAGCCUGUUUAAAUGUUUUACACAGCAACCACUGAGCAAUGUCUUCACAGAUUGGCUUUUUGGCACUGUUACGUUAAAAUAACCUGCAGAAAUAAAAUAUUCAGUGUGAAUGCCAUGCUUUUAUAAACAUCUUUACAAAAAGAACUUCUAUUUCAAAUUUGUUGCAUUAAAGUGCCCAGAUACAGGAGAUUUCCAAACAUUUGAUCAUCUGCUAACCGCAGUAAUUUAGAUAUUAUUACAUUGUUGCACAUAAAUAUUAACAAGGAAUAUUUGUAAGUGUAUACUGUAUGUUUGUACACAUUGUAAUCUGAACACCAUGUGCCAUGUCAGAGCGUAAACAAACCUUUACAAACGUGUAAAGAAUGUUUGAGUCAGUGUUGAUUGAGGACGUUCACCAUGGAUACCCCAACAUCGUUGCUGUUAUUGACAUACAGUGAUGAUUUCUACUGAAACUAUCAUUGCAUUGUUUAAAAUUGGUUCCAGCCGUAACUUUGUAAUUGAUUCAUUUCUUAACACGAUUAAAAGCUAUUGUGGGUA
Messenger RNA from Hippoglossus stenolepis (Pacific halibut), 5511 nucleotides. It is a transcript of the gene synm, whose product is annotated as synemin, intermediate filament protein. The transcript is spliced from 4 exons. Bases 134 to 3196 code for a protein of 1020 amino acids. Gene Ontology annotation, molecular function: intermediate filament binding; structural constituent of muscle; vinculin binding. NCBI's taxonomy places the organism in Eukaryota, Metazoa, Chordata, Actinopteri, Pleuronectiformes, Pleuronectidae. The record is from RefSeq and is a predicted model, not a curated record. Gene Ontology annotation, biological process: fast-twitch skeletal muscle fiber contraction; intermediate filament cytoskeleton organization. Gene Ontology annotation, cellular component: neurofilament cytoskeleton; sarcolemma; costamere.